This is a messenger RNA of Ochlerotatus camptorhynchus, 873 nucleotides long. RefSeq lists its product as uncharacterized. The record is from RefSeq and is a predicted model, not a curated record. Bases 1 to 873 code for a protein of 290 amino acids. NCBI's taxonomy places the organism in Eukaryota, Metazoa, Arthropoda, Insecta, Diptera, Culicidae. Gene Ontology annotation, molecular function: nucleic acid binding. The transcript is spliced from 2 exons.
AUGAGCAAGAACGGCCAGAUCUACAGGUCUACUUACUGCCGUCGAUUUCUGCUGCACUGUCAACGAAAAUCGAGACCAACUACUACUACCAUCACCGUCGAAGAAAAACAGCAAGCAGAAGUACAACUGAUUCGCCUUGUGCAACAACAAACUUUCGCCGCCGAGUGGAAAAAUCUUCAGCAGUCCCAACCUGUAUCAGCAAAAUCUCGCAUCCGUUGGUUUUACCCCUUUCUAUCGACCGAUCAGCUGAUCCGCAUCGAAGGCAGAUUGAAACACGCACAACAACCUUAUGACACCAAGCACCAGAUUUUACUACCGUCCUCUCAUCCCCUAUCGACUUUGCUCAUUCGCCAUCUCCACGAAAUCAACUUACACGCAGCACCGCAACUGCUGCUCAAUGUUCUCCGACUGCGGUAUUGGGUCACGGGGGCCAGAAGCCUUGCCAGAAUGAUCGUCCAACACUGCGUGAUUUGCGUCAAAGCUCGCCCUAAGCUCGUUCAACAAUUUAUGGCCGAACUUCCCGUCGAACGAAUCACCGCUACCCGGCCAUUCACCAUAACAGGAAUCGAUUAUUGGGGCCCAAUUUCGCUAAAACCACUCCAUCGUCGAGCAGCACCAGGCAAGGCAUACGUCGCGGUCUUUGUAUGUUUCUCUACGAAGGCUGUCCAUCUAGAGCUUGUGGGAGACCUAAGCACCACCAAAUUCAUCCAGGCCCUUCGACGCUUCGUCGCACGUCGUGGGCUGUGUGCCGAAAUCUUCAGCGACAACGGGAGAAAUUUUGUAGGUGCCAACAACGAACUACAGCAUCUUGUCCGAAGCAAUGAGCAUCACCGAUCAAUCACCGAAGAAUGCGCCAACAACGGGAUACGAUGA